Messenger RNA from Cladophialophora yegresii CBS 114405, 4626 nucleotides. Its product is annotated as phospholipid-translocating ATPase. NCBI's taxonomy places the organism in Eukaryota, Fungi, Ascomycota, Eurotiomycetes, Chaetothyriales, Herpotrichiellaceae. The transcript has 4 exons. Gene Ontology annotation, biological process: phospholipid translocation. Gene Ontology annotation, molecular function: ATPase-coupled intramembrane lipid carrier activity; ATP binding; ATP hydrolysis activity. Gene Ontology annotation, cellular component: plasma membrane. The record is from RefSeq and is a predicted model, not a curated record. The coding region runs from base 1 to 4626 and encodes 1541 amino acids.
AUGGCGCGAAUACACUUCACGAGCGGCGAGAGCGAGACCAAUGUCUCCAAACCCGUCAAGAGAAUGCGCUGGGCUACCACCCGGAAACCUGGCCAGAGCGGAGCAAAGAAAAGGUUAUCGCUGAUUCAAAGGGUACCCAAAGUGCAUGUCUCGUCAUACGAAGAGAAGCCCGCGGAGCCUAAGAAUGAUGGCGUGAUAACCGACGAGAGCCCUAUGGGUCAGCAGCAGCCGCAAGAUGGCUCGCAAGGACGCAAGAUAUAUGUCAAUCAACCACUCCCAUCGGAAGCUAUAUCUGAAGACGGCCACAUCAAAGCUCAAUAUUCGAGGAAUAAGAUCAGGACCGCGAAGUACACCGCACUAAGUUUCGUGCCGAAGAACUUGUGGUUCCAAUUCCAUAAUAUUGCUAAUAUCUACUUUUUGUUCAUUGUCAUUCUGAGCAUUUUCUCGAUUUUCGGCGCUUCUAAUCCCGGCCUUGGGUCUGUACCCUUGAUCUUUAUCCUGACGGUCACUGCAAUCAAAGAUGCGGUCGAGGACUGGCGCCGUACGGUGCUGGACACCGAACUGAACAACUCGCCUGUUUAUCGACUGGUGGACUGGGAAAAUGUCAAUUCCUCGGAUGACGAUAUCUCUCUUUGGAGGCGAUUCAAGAAGGCUUGUACGAGGUUGGUCAUCUCAACAUAUCGUGCGAUCAAAGGUCUCCGGAAGGGUCAAUCCAAGCGUUCGGAAAAGGAUGCGGUUGGCGACCACCCGAGCUUGCAAAGGGGCAAUUCGAUUGCUACACGCGGCACAAUUCGGAGCUCGCACUAUUCAGAACAUGAAUCCUUCCACUCAUCUCAGAGCCAAACCGGCGAUGACAUCGCCAUGACCCCCGUGCCGUCUCCAGGCUACCGAUCCAGCCUGUCACCAGAUGCCAACGGAGGCCCUCCGAGUAGUGCGCUGUCCUAUCAGACUGCAGACGAGCCUCGCCCCGCUGGAGAUAAUGCACCCUCCAUGCUCCGGACGCAAGACCCCGCCCAGCGAACGAGCGUGCCGCCCGCUAGAAAGGACUAUGGCAGCAUCAUCAACCAACACAAGGAUGUUCCGGACAAGGCUCGCUUCAAGAAAGACUACUGGAAGAACGUCAAGGUCGGCGACUUUGUCCGUAUCUACAAUGACGAGCCCGUGCCUGCCGACCUUGUGGUCUUGUCCACCUCUGAUCCCGAUGGCGCAUGUUACGUAGAGACCAAGAACCUUGAUGGCGAGACAAACUUGAAGGUCCGGCAAGCCAUUCAAGCUGGGCGCAAAGUCAAACAUGCCAAAGACUGUGAAUACGCCGAGUUUGUCCUGGACAGUGAGGGGCCUAAUCCGAACUUGUAUUCCUACAACGGUGUCAUUCGGUGGCAACAACAAGGCUCAAGCGACCUUGCAGGUCCUACCCGUGAGAUGGCCGAGCCUGUCACCAUCAACAACAUGCUUCUGCGUGGUUGUAGCCUGAAGAAUACGGAGUGGAUUCUGGGUAUAGUCGUCUUCACAGGAGGAGAGACCAAAAUCAUGCUCAACUCAGGGAUCACACCCAGCAAACGGGCCCGCAUGGCCAGGGAUCUGAAUUGGAACGUCAUCUACAACUUCAUCAUCCUGUUCUUCAUGUGUUUGGUUGCCGGUAUUGUCGAAGGCGUCACCUGGGCUGACGGAGGCAAUUCUCUGGACUUCUUCGAAUUCGGCUCGAUCGGCGGCAAUCCUGCAACGAAUGGGUUCAUCACAUUCUGGGCUGCCGUGAUUCUUUUCCAGAACUUGGUACCCAUCUCGCUCUACAUCACGCUGGAAAUCGUCCGGUCCAUCCAGGCGUUUUUCAUCUGGUCAGAUGUGCACAUGUACUAUGAGAAGCUCGACUACCCUUGUACGCCGAAGAGUUGGAAUAUUUCCGACGACCUGGGACAAAUCGAGUACAUCUUCUCUGACAAGACCGGCACUUUGACUCAGAACGUGAUGGAAUUCAAGAAAUGUACCAUCAAUGGGCUCCCUUACGGCGAAGCCUACACCGAGGCGGAAGCAGGGAUGCGACGAAGGCAAGGAAUAGACGUCGAGGCCGAAGCCGCCCGGAUACAUCAAGAGCUUGCCGAGGCCCGUGUCGAAACUUUGAGAUUACUCCGGAAGACGUACAACAAUCCCUAUCUCCACGACGACGAGCUGACAUUUAUCGCGCCCAACUUUGUUGCAGAUCUGAACGGUCAGUCUGGCGAAGCGCAGCAGGCUGCUGUCGAGCAUUUUAUGAUUGCAUUGGCUCUCUGCCACACUGUUAUAACCGAAACAACCCCUGGUGAUCCGCCCAAGAUCGAAUUCAAGGCCCAAUCUCCCGACGAAGCUGCACUUGUCGCCACGGCGCGAGAUAUGGGUUUCACUGUGCUUGGCCGUUCCAACGAGGACCUUCACGUCAAUGUGCUUGGUGAGGACAGAACCUACCGGAUCCUUAAUACGCUCGAGUUUAAUUCUACCCGGAAGCGGAUGAGUGCCAUUGUGCGGAUGCCUGAUGGAAGGAUCAAGUUGUUCUGCAAAGGGGCGGACAGCAUGAUCUAUUCUCGUCUGGCUCGUGGCCAGCAGCAGGAACUCCGCAAGGCCACUGCCGAGAACCUGGAAAUGUUUGCGCGCGAGGGUCUUCGAACGCUCUGCGUGGCAGAAAGAGACCUCGACGAAGAUACUUAUCGAGAUUGGAACAAAGAUCACGACUUUGCCGCCCAGGCAUUGACUGACCGAGAAGACCGUCUUGAGGAGGUGGCUGACAGGAUCGAGAGGGACCUCACACUUCUUGGAGGCACUGCUAUCGAGGACCGUCUCCAAGAUGGCGUGCCAGACACGAUCGCUCUCCUUGGGCAGGCUGGUAUCAAGCUCUGGGUCCUGACGGGCGACAAGGUCGAGACUGCCAUCAACAUCGGAUUCUCCUGCAAUCUACUCUCCAAUGACAUGGACCUGAUUCUAUUCGAUAUCCCUGAGGCCUCUCUACAAGAAGCUGGCAAGCUAUUAGAUCAACAUCUCGCGACGUUCGGUCUGACCGGCUCCGACGAGGAGCUAGCAGCAGCGCGACUGGUGCACGAACCUCCGCCGCCCACGCAUGCCUUGGUCAUUGAUGGUGAGUCGCUGAAGUUGGUCCUAUCCGACACCCUGAGGCAGCGAUUCUUGAUUUUGUGUAAGCAGUGCAGGUCUGUACUCUGCUGCCGUGUCAGCCCAGCACAAAAAGCCGCGGUCGUACAACUGGUCAAGAAUGGUCUCGAUAUUAUGGCGUUGUCUAUUGGCGACGGUGCCAAUGACGUUGCCAUGAUUCAGGAGGCCGACGUUGGCGUUGGUAUCGCUGGUGAAGAAGGACGACAAGCAGUGAUGUCCUCUGAUUACGCCAUCGGACAAUUCCGGUUUCUUCAGCGUCUGGUGCUCGUUCACGGUCGCUGGUCUUAUCGCCGUCUCGCCGAGAGCAUCGCCAACUUCUUCUACAAGAAUUUGGUCUGGACCUUUGCACUAUUCUGGUCGCAGAUAUACACUAAUUUUGAUAUCACCUAUCUCUUCGACUACACCUACAUCCUGCUGGUGAACUUGGCGUUCACAUCUGUGCCUGUGGCUCUCAUGGGUAUUCUGGACCAAGAUGUGAGUGAUAAAGUGUCGCUCGCAGUGCCUCAACUAUACCGCCGCGGCAUGGAACGGAAAGAGUGGACGCCAACCAAAUUCUGGUUAUACAUGUUUGACGGCCUUUACCAAUCUGCCAUUUGCUUCUUCAUGGGCUAUCUCUUGUUCGCGCCCGCAACUUUCGAGAGCGCGAAUGGAAGGGGCAUCGCUGACCGAGAGCGCAUGGGCGUCUACGUCGCCUGUGUUGCUAUCUGCGUAAUCAACUCCUAUAUCCUGCUCAACACGUACAAGUGGGACUGGCUCAUGGUGUUGAUCACGGUGAUCAGCUGCCUGCUGAUCUUCGCGUGGACCGGCAUCUACUCUUCAUUCGAGGCGUCGUUCCAGUUCUACAAGGCUGGGGCAGAGGUGUAUGGACAGCUGACGUUCUGGGCCUUGACACUUCUAACCUUCACCAUCUGUCUGUUACCUCGCUUCUGCCUCAAAUACCUCCAGAAGAACUACAUGCCAUACGACAUCGACAUUGUCCGCGAGCAGGUCAGACAGGGCAAGUUCAAGUACCUGGAUGAAUACGAUGCCUAUGUGCCGCCUAAGAUCGUGGAUGUUUCUGGCACAUCCUCGGAACGACCCGAAGAGGCACCUGCCGCAGCCAACGGGCAGCAGAGCCAUACACGGUACGGAAGCAUGGCCGAAUCCCAACGGCCGAUCUACGCGCCCUCAGAAGCACCAACACGGGAUCCGCGUCAUCCCCAUAGCCAGACAGGGAGCGACGGCACAGAUAGGACCAAACCGUCGUUCGACAUUAUAGGACCUCAUGGGGAGCCAGCCACUCCUGACAAGCUCAGGAGGAGACGGCCUUCUCUUGAGCGUGUCCGCUCCUCAUUCGAGAGACAGCGGCAGUCAUUUGACAAGCUCAGGCCGAGCUUCGAGGGGAGCAGAGACUUCACUAGUGCUGCCUUGCUGCAGAGGAUGGAGUCCCAAUACUCACAGCCGGGACUGUCUCAGGUCAACACGAGGGUGAUCCCUGAAGAGCGCUCCUGA